CAUCUUCGAAAUUAGGCUACAGGCUACUUUAUUUAUCUGCACGUUAUUCAGAAAUUCCACAUUUUUCUAUGACGUACCGUAAUGCCGAUAUUGCUCAUCAUGCAUUGAACCCGGUAGUUUAAAUGCUAACUAAAAAUAAAAAGGUGCUGCAGCGCAGCGUGUCCUGUUUCCAUGGCUACAAGCUGCCAUGCAGCGAUUGGGGCGGAGCCUCUGUCUGCCCUCUCCGCUUGUGUAUAAUGAUGAUAAAGGUUUUUUUUUGUAUGACUGUCAUUGUCACCGUUGCACAGAAACUCUAUCCCGACGUUUUACACCGGCAGUAACCGCGGACCAGAGGAAGAUGGCAGAAAUUGACAAGAUUAAAAACGAGGAAAUGUAUAUCGGUGAAAUCAAAGGUGGGCUUAGACCGUCCAUGAGACUGGUCGUCAUGGGUAUUGUCAAGCAGCAACCAAAGAGCAUGGUGGUGGCUGUGGUCUGCCAUCCCGAGGACGAUGCAGACAGCGAUGUGGGCCUGCAGGUGACGGUCAGCUUCCAGGACCGAGCCGUCCUGCGUAAUGCCCGUCUGGGAGGGAAGUGGGGUGCCUCGGAGAACGCCCUUUCCUACUUCCCCUUCGCUGCCGGGGAGCCCUUCAAGAUGGAGAUAGUAUGCGAGCACCAGCAGUUUCGGAUCUUGGUCGACGGUCAGCCCUUGUGUGGUUUCACUCACCGAGUUACCCAGCUUGCAUCUCUCACCGCCCUGCAUAUCUACGGUGACCUGCAGCUGACAAAGGUGGCCUGAAGACCGUGGUGUGGAGGGGGGCGGGGCGCAAGAGACAAAAGAGGGAGAGAGGACUCCUGUAACAUUAGCAUAAACAAGGAGAGCAGAAAUGACAGAGAAACCUUAACUGAUCCGAUGGAAAACAAUUCAGGAUGAUCUUCUUUGACAUCACUUCCUGUUUAUGCACUUUGGUUGCUUAGGGCUGAUCCAGCUCACAAUCUCACUAUGUGAAAUGUGCCUUCUUUAGUGGAUUUGUAAUCCUAAGACCCAGAAGUAUAAAUUGCUCUUGCUGACUGCCAUGUGGAGUAGAAGAUCCAUGGAUAAAUUACUCUAAACUCAUCAACUGAGUCCCUGAUACAAUGAAUUUUGGUUCACACCUCUUUCUUGCAUUAACACAAGAACCAAGUUAAGGACAUCAAGUUAAUACAUUUGCCAGAUCCUGUUUUGUGUGUGAUAACAGAUUCAAAGUGUGUGCGGGUGGAUGAAAGCACUUCCAUCAACAAAAAUCUGUUUUGUCCAUAAAUCACUGUAUGGACUUCCAGCAAUAUGUCAAUUUAAUUUAAUAUAGUUUCCAAUAAGCAAAAAACAAAAACAAAUAGUACUGUAUGUUACUCAUUUACUGUGUUAAUUUAGGAUGCUUUUUGUAUGAUGUUUUUAAUUCACUCAAAAAAGAUUCGUUAAAAAAAUGCUGAUACUUUUUCAGCAACAUGUAAGAACAAGUCCUUAAUUUGGUAAAUUUUAGACCAUUGCGUUAACUAUCUAUUGGAAUAAUAGGGUAUUUUCUGCCUUUUAAUUGUGAAUGUUUAUGAAACUUUAGAAGUUCCGAAUUUGAAUUUUGAAGUAUAUAGUACAUGAGGUGCUAUGUGGAAAAACCUUAAAAUUAUGAAAGAAAGAAUCUGGAAAUUAACUGUUUUUAAAACUUAGUAAGUUUCCUGAUGAAUGUAUUGUUUGUGCAUAAGCACUCUAUUGUUUUUUAUGUUUUAUGUUGCAAUAAAUAUAGAUAGAAUGUGAGUAGUGUUAAUAGACUAGUGAUUAGAAUUUGUCAAGAAUAUAACUAGAAUGUAAAAACAUUCUAGAUUGGAGAUUUGAACAUCAUUAGAAUGUGGUUAAAAUUUUGUUAUGAUCAUAUUAGAAUGGCAAUUGGAAUGUGUAUAGAAUGUAAUUAGAAUAUAGUGUUGAAAGAAUGAUUGGAAUACUGCUGCCACAGUAUAAUGUGGUCAUUGUGACAUCAUUAAAAUGUUACUAGUGGUGUAGGCACCUUAUUGUGAUGUCACAAUCAACCAGAAAUGUAGACAAUGAAAAACUGAAAACAAGGAAAGACGUGCAAGGCACAAUAAUCAUAGCAGAGAGUAAAAGUAAUAAUCAGACAUUAAGAAAUGGCUUCUUUGUACCACCGGUGCUUGAACAACCCCCCCCCCGCGAUCAAUGUAACGUGUUUUUUUUAAAAAAACAUCCAUUUUCAUUAUGAAACUACGUUGAUACCACUAUUUAUGCUUAGUAAAUAUGCUCAAAACAAAUGAAUGUGUUUAAUACCAAUUUUGAAGCAUUAAAUACAUUGCAAAUAUUA
Messenger RNA from Anguilla anguilla (European eel), 2321 nucleotides. RefSeq lists its product as uncharacterized. The coding region runs from base 188 to 775 and encodes 195 amino acids. The transcript is spliced from 4 exons. Lineage: Eukaryota; Metazoa; Chordata; Actinopteri; Anguilliformes; Anguillidae. The record is from RefSeq and is a predicted model, not a curated record. Gene Ontology annotation, molecular function: carbohydrate binding.